Molecule: messenger RNA, 3451 nt
Organism: Mytilus californianus (California mussel)
Lineage: Eukaryota; Metazoa; Mollusca; Bivalvia; Mytilida; Mytilidae
Exons: 4
Coding region: 66-2747 (893 amino acids)
Molecular function (GO): oxidoreductase activity
Source: RefSeq, a predicted model, not a curated record
UAGAGGAAAUACCGCUUCCAAAUGAGCUCAGCAUUUGUUUUGAAUCCCUGAGUAGAAAAAAUGACAUGACCAAAGUACCAUGUACAGAAAUCCAAUGGCUCUGCAUGCAGAAAAGCCUGUGGAGACUUGUCGACCACAGCAUCAUGAAUAUUUCCGAUGUUGACAGAAAAUGGAUCGAUGCCAUACUUCAAAUUCCAGAUUUCAGAAGUGCUACAAGUGCUGCUACAUCCACAACAGGAACCGGAACUGCAACUGGAAGUGGUAGGAAAAGGCGCCAAGCUGCAGCUUCACUGCGCAUUCGAACAGAGUAUCGAAUGUUGAAUGACCUUGAAAGGGAUCAAUAUCAUCGUGCUGUUAAUACACUGAAGCAGCUCCCUAUUGGAAACGUGUCAAGGUAUGACUUUAUAGCCAACAUCCAUCGUGGAGACGCAAUUCCAGUGGCUCAUUUCAGUCCAAACUUUCUAGGAUGGAAUAGAGUUUACCUUUUGAUAUACGAGAAUGCUUUGCGCCAGAUCGACCCUACAGUAACUGUGCCAUACUUUGCGUCAGACUUAGACGAUCCUUUAGAUGAUCCAACACACAGUGUUAUCUGGUCAGAUAUAUUUAUGGGGAACGGUGAUGGUGUUGUCAAGACUGGUCCGUAUGGGAACUGGAAAACACCAUCAGGACCUCUUGUCAGGAACAUUGGUAGCAUGGGCCAGCUUUUAUCAAGUAGCAGAAUUGGACGAAUAUUAAGUAAAAAUCGAACUGAAGAAAUAUCUGAACCAACAGCUCAAUACGACACAAAUCUUGAACGACAACAGUAUUUGGUAAAUCGGUGGAUAGGUGGUGGAGGUGGACAAAUGUCAGACCUAAAUUCCGCUGCGCAUGAUCCAGCCUACUUUAACCAUCUUGCUUAUGUUGACUAUAUUUGGGAACAGUUUCGAAUGUUGCAACGUCAAAAAGGAAUCAAUCCUGCCAAGGAUUAUCCUGUUGGGCGUGGAAUACCAAGUACUACUGAACCAAUUGGUUUUGGAACUCUUCAAAAUAUAGAUGGUUACAGUAGUUACUUCACUGAGUCAGUUUACACUUAUGAAUACCUACCAGAAUGUUCCAUUGAUCAUACAGAUUGUGGAUCAGUGUAUCUUAGGUGUGAUACCAGUGUACAUGUUCCUCAAUGUGUUUCACUCACUCGACAUGAAUGGAACUUACAUCUAAAGGCCACUGGUCAACUAGGUACUAGUCCUAGUUUGGGAGGAUUCAGCUUCGGUCAGAGCGCCCUUCCAGUGCAAUCAAAUAGUAAUCAGUGUCCAUCGUCCGAUAGAGGCAUACAGAAUAGAUACAGAGUGGAUGAUAUGACAGAUAUAAGAGAAUGGGUGUACAUUCCCGUAGAAAUCCUCAGUAGAAGACCUCCUGAAAAAACGAUUUAUGAUUCCUAUCCAGUUUUCCAUAGUAACGUCAUUUACGACGGCGAUGUCUAUUCACCGGAUGCCUACCGUGUUUUGAGAAACACUCUACACACUGUGCGAUUGGGAAAAUAUGACUAUUGUAAAGACACUUCUUCAAAUGCUGGUAAAAUAUUCAUCAAAUCUGAGGGACUUAAUUAUUAUGGUUCUUACCAAGAAUAUGCAAUAGUUGACAACAGAAUGGCCCUGUCGUCUUCAACAGCGUAUGUGGCGGUUAGGUCACCAGAGCUAGGAAUGACACAAACACUCAUUACUGCGCAUGACUCGUGUGGUAGAAUGUGUUCUGCUUACUGUAAAAUGAAAGGGCGAAUAGAAUAUCAACCAUGUCAUGGAGCAUUGCAGAUGACGUCUGCAACACCAAAACAGUACAGUGUGAAUUUCGGGGAAGUAAUUGAGGAUACUUGGGAAUUUUAUAAAAAGAGAUAUUUUCCAAGAGUGAAAGUAGAUAAUGUUUUUAUAAAGUUUUUCUGUAGUUAUAAUGAAUACUGGCCAAAGAAAAUAGAAAAACCACCAACCGUCAUGUCAUCCAAGAAAACCAGCAAUCAGAACAUGCAUCAACUAAAGAGUUCAGGCGUUCAGGGAGGAGUUAAAAAGACUGGAACCCAAGUUAAACCAUCCAUCCGACUUAAUACUGGUGUACAGCCACAAAGAACCAAUACUGUAUCACUGCCACAAAGGACCAAAACUGCACCUCAGCAAAGGACCAAUACUGCACCGCAGCAAAGGACCAAUACUGCAUCUCAGCAAAGGACCAAUACUGCACCUCAGCAAAGGACUAAUACUGCACCUCAGCAAAGGACUAAUACUGCAUCCCAGCAAAGAACCAAUACUGCACCCCAGCAAAGGACCAAUGCUGCACCCCAGCAAAGAACCAAUACUGCACCUCAGCAAAGGACUAAUACUGCACCCCAGCAAAGAACCAAUACUGCACCCCAGCAAAGAACCAAUACUGCACCUCAACAAAGGACCAACACUGCUACUCAGCAAAGGAUGUCUCAAAUCAAUUCACCGCCAAUUGUAUCUUCAAAUAUGGGAGCAAACACACAUCAAAGCCAAAACCAGAUGCUAUCUAAUUCAGUAUCCACACAAAAUACAGGUCAGGGAGGGAUACGAAAUCCAGGCUGUUUACUUGGACAUGGCUGUAUUGUUGCAGGCUCAUGCAGAACGUGUACACAUGGUCAGAAAAUAGCAUGCAUCAAAUCUUCAACAUUGUUUGCUCAUUGUCAAGGCACUUCAUUACUCAUCAGACGUUGUCUAUCUAAUAGUCGUUUUGAUUCUGUUACAGGCACAUGUCUAAUGUAAUUAAUGUAAAUGGAAUAAGAUUAUAAGAUUGUCGCAUGAUAACGUUUUGUUUUAAAAAAAAUGUUAUAAUUUGCAGUGAUCUUAGUAGUCAUUGUUGUUGUUACAAACCAGCACGAUUUGUAAACUUAUUAACACCAUGGAACAACGAGAAUCAUAAGAAUUAAGAUACAGGCAUAAAACUGAGGUUUCAACGUGCUAAUGCAGCGAACAAUAUUUUUUGGCAGUAUAUUAUUUUGUUUAUGUUACAAUGCACACAGUACUCCAAUUAAAUAUAGCAUUGCCAGAAUUUAAAAUUAGGAUUCCAAAGGAUCUUACUUGGCGUAUUUUCGUUCAAUAUAAAAUUAAGUUAAAUCUCUUACGAAAAAAACACUUGCUGGUGGAAAAGUAAAAUUUUGAAAAUGAUAUAAGUUAGUGUCAGGAGCAUGACCGUGAAUACUUAGGAUAAAAAGUAUUGCAUAGUUACAGUAAAAACUGUUCUCCUCCGCGGGAGGGACACUGUUGUAAACCAUUCCAAUUGAUAAUCAUCGAAUCGUAGAGAGGAUAGAAAAUACUUGCAAGCAUAUGACAGUUCAAAUUAAUGGAACAAAUUGUCCAAUUAAGAAUUGUGUUCUUAUAUUUUAUAAAGAAGAGUGUUGUUAUUCUUGUUUUAUCGUGCCCUUUUCUUAUGUUUAUACAUGUAUUUUUAGAAUAAAAUUCUGAAUGAU